Pseudocercospora fijiensis CIRAD86 is the source of this 1326-nucleotide messenger RNA. RefSeq lists its product as uncharacterized. Gene Ontology annotation, biological process: intra-Golgi vesicle-mediated transport. Gene Ontology annotation, cellular component: COG complex. Lineage: Eukaryota; Fungi; Ascomycota; Dothideomycetes; Mycosphaerellales; Mycosphaerellaceae. The transcript has a single exon. The record is from RefSeq and is a predicted model, not a curated record. The coding region runs from base 1 to 1326 and encodes 441 amino acids.
AUGGCCGACGAUACUUCCACCUACCUCUCGCCAGCUCUUCGAGCUCCAGACUUUUCUCCAACAGCCUAUGCGAAUAGCCUUGUCCUUGCGACUAACAAUGCCUCCGACACACCUCUCGAUCUUUCCACUCCACUUUCGAGAGUCCUCUUCGACGUCCAAGAAGUAGACACCCACAUCGACACCUUGGCUACUCAGAAUGCGCUGCCAAUAGUCUUGCACACGCGCACGCAGACCGAGAGCGCGACGCGGAUUCUGGAGACAGUGGAAGAGCAGGUCCAGUCGCUCAACGAAAGCUACAAACGCCUAGAACGAGAGGUGGUAGAGCGAUAUGAAGCCGCAGAGCAAGUCCGGCUUGCAGCCGAGCGAAUGGUGCGGACAUUGAGGCUAGGAAGAGCAGUUCAAAGAGCAGUCGGACUAGCAAGACAACUGCAAAUCUCCAUGGAAGAAGUCGACCGGAGGGAUGGACACAGAAGCAUGCUCCCAGCAGCCAGAACAAUUCUCGAGCUGAAAGAAAGCUACGAAGGCAACGAAGGCAAAGACCUCUCUCGCAUCCAAAUCGCCCAAAACAUCCGCCAAGACCUUUGCACCUCCCACGAACGAACCCUCGCAGAAAAAUCCCGAACCAUAAUCCGAGAAUUCAGCCUCAGCAGCCUAACAACAACCCCCAACAUCAGCAACAUCAACAACGCCGAAAAAACCUUCUCCCAAGCCGAACAAACAAAAGCAAAAACCACCUCCGCCCUCCAAACCCUCUACCUCCUCUCCCCACCACCCAAAACCUCUUCCACCAACCCAGAACCCUUCGAACCCACCAUCCUCCUCACCUCUCUAACAACCUACCUCCAAACCUCCCUCCAAUCCAGCCUCGCAUCCCUCGACCGCUCGCUCGCAACCUAUCCCACACUAGAAAAAACCCUCCUCGAAAUCUCCGCCCGAUGUCAAAACAUCAUCGCCCUAGAAACCCUUCUCGAAACAACAAAACCACCAGCAUCACAAAAAUCGAACACCACCAACCCAGAUAAAAAUGAAAACCUCCUGCAACCCCUCCUCAGAAAUCUGGAUACUUCGUCAUUACCCUCGUAUUUUUGGAGGAGUUUGGCAAGUCAAUUGACGACGCGAGUGCAAGGGAUUCUUUCGAGAGGGGGGGUUAGUGCCCGGACUUUGAGGAGUAAUCGGGAACGUGUCAGGGAGCAGAUUCGGGAUUGUGUGGAUCGGGGGUAUAGAGGGAAGUUUGGUGGGGGGAGGGGGAAGAAGGAAGGGGGUGUGAGUUGGGAAAGGGAGGCGGCGGUUAUGGUUAGUAGUGUGGUUGGGCCGCUUGGACGGUGA